CCGCGGCUGUAGGAAAUGACGUAAGUAGCAGGAAGAACUAGCAGCGCUUGAAAGAAAGUGUGUAGUCACUGUGUGUAACCCGGUCUACAGCUUUAUUUUCAGCAUAACGUAAUCAAAUAUUAGAAGUUCUUCAUAUUGGUGCCUGCUUUGUACAUUUGCCAUCAUGUCUAUUAUGUCAUAUAAUGGAGGUGCCGUCAUGGCGAUGCGUGGAAAGGACUGUGUGGCAAUAGCAUCAGACCGGAGGUUUGGCAUCCAGGCACAGCUGGUUACCACCGACUUCCAGAAAAUCUUCCCUAUGGGAGAGAGACUCUACAUCGGGCUGGCAGGCCUUGCCACAGAUGUACAGACAGUAUCUCAAAGGCUGAAGUUCCGCUUGAACUUGUAUGAGCUGAAGGAAGGUCGUCAGAUCAAGCCGAAGACCUUCAUGAGCAUGGUGUCCAACCUUCUGUAUGAGAGGAGGUUUGGGCCGUACUACAUUGAGCCUGUGAUUGCUGGUCUGGACCCAAAGACCUUUGAACCCUUCAUCUGUUCCCUUGACCUUAUUGGAUGCCCAAUGGUGACAGAAGACUUUGUUGUGAGCGGAACUUGCUCAGAGCAGAUGUACGGCAUGUGCGAGUCACUAUGGGAACCUGACAUGAAAGCAGAGGAUUUAUUUGAGACCAUCUCACAGGCCAUGCUGAACGCUGUUGACAGAGAUGCAGUGUCUGGAAUGGGAGUCGUUGUUCAUGUCAUUGAGAAAGAUAAGAUAACCACACGUACCCUGAAGGCCAGAAUGGACUAGAGAAAAUACUACUGCUAUGUUUCCUCUCCUACGAUCCCACUUUUUUGUACUGAAAUAGAAUUUGCCUUGUUCCUUUUGUCAUCAUCAAGAUUGAACUGUUCAUUAAUAACAAUAAACAUUUCUAAUAUUUACUCA
This is a messenger RNA of Labeo rohita (rohu), 916 nucleotides long. It is a transcript of the gene psmb3, whose product is annotated as proteasome 20S subunit beta 3. The transcript is spliced from 6 exons. Gene Ontology annotation, biological process: proteasome-mediated ubiquitin-dependent protein catabolic process. Gene Ontology annotation, cellular component: proteasome core complex, beta-subunit complex; proteasome core complex. Lineage: Eukaryota; Metazoa; Chordata; Actinopteri; Cypriniformes; Cyprinidae. The record is from RefSeq and is a predicted model, not a curated record. The coding region runs from base 164 to 781 and encodes 205 amino acids.